Molecule: messenger RNA, 6889 nt
Organism: Magnolia sinica
Lineage: Eukaryota; Viridiplantae; Streptophyta; Magnoliopsida; Magnoliales; Magnoliaceae
Product: probable histone acetyltransferase HAC-like 1
Exons: 17
Coding region: 122-3856 (1244 amino acids)
Biological process (GO): positive regulation of transcription by RNA polymerase II
Cellular component (GO): transcription regulator complex; histone acetyltransferase complex
Molecular function (GO): transcription coactivator activity; zinc ion binding; histone acetyltransferase activity
Source: RefSeq, a predicted model, not a curated record
GUUUUCAGGUAACCCUGCUUAUUAAGUUAUAAGUAGCCGCUCCAUCUGAGUCCUCCGACGAAGAGGUUUCGGGAUUUCGAAGGAGUGGUAGAGAGAUACUUCAAGAAUGCAGUGGAACUAGAUGCAUAUUAAGGGAGGUCCAGUUAUGGAACAUAUGCCAGGAAGGUUCUUACAGCAGGGGCAAAAUCAACCUACUCUGGUGAUGACGGGCCCUUCCCGACUGGUUGGAAACACUUAUCAUUUCCAUGGAAAUAGUCGAACAAUUUCUCAGAGUGGAUGGCGUAGGGAUCUGGAUAUUACUGUGAUGCGUAAAGCCAUGUUCAAUAAAAUCUAUGGCUAUUUUCAACGGCAACCAAAAUUUUCCAUUUGGAAGCACAAAGUGCCGACUAUUGUAAUGAAAAUUGAAGAACGACUAUUCGUAAAUGCUUCUACAAAGGAGGAGUAUAUGGACCAAAAUACUUUAGAGCAUCGGUUCCAUAUUAUCAUUAAGUCUGUACGCUCCAAGCGCAUCCAAGCAGGUCGCAAUUGCAGCCUGCAAGGAGACAACAAUCCCAUUUUUCAUUCCUCCAUUAGUGCAACUCCACAAGCUUCAGGAUGCCUGGGACAACAACAACCUUCCAAUACGUUUCUUGGAUAUAAUGGUAACAACUUGCUUUCACCUACCAGACUGAAUACUACUUCAGGACAGUACAUUGGAGGUCUAGACAGUGCUGUGUCCUAUAAUAUUAGCCAACAGAUGGUUAUUGGGAUAGCUUCCAGCAUAAAUCAGUGGCCUCUCUCUUUUGGCUCUCUGAUUGGAGCUCCAGAUGUCAUGCCGACAUUUAUGGAGAACGAGAUGCCAUUGGUUGACGGGCUAGCAACAACAUCUGAAGGCUAUCUCAAUUCUUCAAUUUAUGAUAAUGAUCAAUUGAAUUCAACUCCAUUUCCACGUGACCAAAGUAUGCAAAUAUCUCCAACAACUGGAAUACAGUAUCAUAAUGAGGUUUUCCAAAUGCAAAACCCUAAAGAUCAUCAGCUUUCCGAGCUUCAAUAUCAAGAACCAAAGAAUGUCAUGAUUGAAGGCUAUUCGAGAUCUUUCUCUAUGGAAUCACAAACUCCACUUACAUGCGCUUCAGAUCAGUGGGAGCAAGAGUGGCAUUCAGACCAAUUGACCACCCAGUCUUCUAACAACAUCUCCAAAGGUUCACAGACCGAUGCAGUGGUAAAACAAGGGCAGUGCUAUGCUCCAAUGGAGCAAGAAGUUCACAUGUCAGAGCAAGGACCAGUGCCAGAGCAAGUGUGGCAUUCAGACCAAUGGACCACUCAGUCUUCUAACAACAUCUCCAAUGGUUCACAGACCGAUGCAGUGGUAAAGCAAGGGCGGUGCUAUGCUCCAAUGGAGCAAGAAAUUCAGAUGUCAGAGCGAGGCCCAGUACCAGAGCAAGCGCGGCAUUCAGACCAAUGGACCACUCAGUCUUCUAACAACAUCUCCAAUGGUUCACAGACCGAUGCAGUGGUAAAGCAAGGGCAAUGCUAUGCUCUAAUGGAGCAAGAAGUUCACAUGUCAGAGCAAGGCCCAAUACCAGAGCAAGUGCGACAUUUAGACCAAUGGACCAUUCAGUCUUCUAAGAACAUCUCCAAUGGUUCACAGACCGAUGCAGUGGUAAAGCAAGGGCAGUGCUAUGCUCCAAUGGAGCAAGAAGUUCACAUGUCAGAGCAAGGUCCAGUACCAGAGCAAGUGCGACAUUUAGACCAAUGGACCACUCAGUCUUCUAACAACAUCUCCAGUGGUUCACAGACCAAUGCAGUGGUAAAGCAAGGGCAGUGCUAUGCUCCAAUGGAGCCCGAAGUUCACAUGUCAGAGCAAGGCCCAGUAUCACAUGUUCGAAAAGCAACUCAUCAAAAAGUAACCCAACGAGAUGAAGUGCGACAACCUCAGUCUCCUCAUUUGAACAGACCUGUCUGUGGUUUUGGAGGAAAUAUGUUAAGCACACCAAAGAUAAUGGGUGUGUCCUUAACCGAGAUGUUCACUUCAGAACAAGUUAAGGAGCAUAUCCAAAAUCUUAGGCAGUGUGUUGGUCAGGGUAAAUUAGAGGCGGAAAAUACUCAAGUAAUGGGAGAGUCAGCGAAUAAGAACUCUUGCAAGUUGUGUGGAGUGGAGAAGCAUUUUCUUGAGCCACCUCCUAUAUAUUGCUCACUAUCCAAUGACCGUAUCAAGCGCAAUGGAAUAUUUUAUACUGCGGAUAAUGGUGAGAAAGAGCACUAUUUUUGUAAUAAAUGCUAUAGUAACCACAGCAAGAGUUUCAUUGUUGAAGGAGUUGCUAUUCCUAAGACGGUUCUAAAGAAGCAAAGGAACACAGUGGAAAUCGAAGAAGCAUGGGUGCAAUGCGAUAAAUGUGAAACUUGGCAACAUCAAAUAUGUGCCCUUUUCAAUCCACAGAGGAAUUGGGGAGGGAAAGCUAAAUACACCUGCCCAUUUUGCUACAUACAGGAGAUAGAAAGCAGAGAGCGAAAGCCCUUACCAGUGACCGCUUUCCUUGGUGCAAAAGAUUUGCCUAGAACUGCUCUUAGUGAUCACAUUGAGCAACGACUGUUCAGGAAUCUCAAGCAAGAGAGACAGCAAAGGGCAAAGUUUUUGGGAAAAAAGUUCGACGAGGUACAAGGCGCCGAAGGUCUUGUUGUCAGAGUGGUCUCAUCCAUCGACAAGAAAUUGGAAGUGAAACCACGAUUUUUGGACAUCUUUAAAAACAACAACUACCCAUCAGAAUUCCCAUACAGAUCAAAGGUCAUUAUGUUGUUUCAGAAGAUUGAAGGGGUGGAUGUAUGCCUGUUCAGCAUGCAUGUACAGGAAUUUGGAUUGGAGUGUCCAUUCCCAAAUAAGUGGCAUGUUUAUCUUUCAUAUCUUGAUUCUGUCAAAUACUUCAGGCCCGAGAUAAAAGCUGUGACUGGAGAGGCUCUGCGCACCUUUGUUUAUCAUGAAAUAUUGAUUGGAUAUCUUGAUUAUUGCAAGAGACGAGGUUUUGUUAGCUGUCACAUAUGGUCCAGCCCACCUUUGAAAGGAGAUGAUUAUAUACUAAAUUGUCAUCCUGAGACACAGAAGUUACCAAAAUCUGAUAGGCUGAGAGAGUGGUACCGAUCCAUGCUACAUAAAGCUCUCAAGGAGAAUAUUGUGGUGGAGCGCACUGAUUUAUAUGAUCGUUUCUUUGUGCCUGUUGACGAGUGCAAGGUCAAAGUAAGUGUGACUCAUUUGCCAUAUUUUGAUGGUGACUACUUGCCGGAUGUUAUCGAAGACAGUAUAAAUGUUCUCCAACAAGAAGAAGAUGAACGAAAAGUGCAUAAGAGGGGAAGAAAGCCAAUAAGCAGAAGGGCUCUGAGAGCUGCUGGUUAUGCUAGCCUUUCUGGUGACACCUCAAAGGAUAUUCUUCUAAUGCAGAAGCUUGGUGAAACUAUCUACCCCGUGAAGGAAGAGUUCAUCAUUGCCAACUUGCAAUAUUCUUGCUCUCAAUGCUCGCAAUUUAUAGUAGAAGAAAAGCGAUGGGUUUGCAGCCAAUGCCGAAAUUUUCAACUUUGCCAGAUGUGUCACGAUGUAGAGCAAAGACUUCAUGAGAGUGAAAAACACCCUAUAAAAAAUAAGGAAAAGCAUUUACUUCAUCUGGUUGAGGUGAAUGGUGUACCUUCAGAUAACAAGGGUAAAGAAGAGACUAUUGGCUGUUACAUUUCCCAAACUAGGGAUAUGUUCCUGAACUUCUGUCGAGUGAACCAUCUUCAGUACGAUACUCUUCGUCGGGCUAAGCAUUCUUCAAUGAUCCUCCUCUAUCAUCUGCAUAACCCAAACGAGCCCAUUUUUCAUGGGCUAGUGCGCAGUCUGUCACAAUAAAAUCAAAAUGGGUCAGUGUUGGCGUUGCGAGAUUUGCCCUGAGUAUGAUGUAUGCGAUGCUUGUCAUCAAAGGGAAGGUGGCGUUGAUCAUAUUCAUGAAAUGAAACGUCAUCUUUCGAUGGAUGACCUGCCGUGUACAGAAAGCCUAGAAGAAGCCUAUUGCUUAGAAGUCAAAAGAAAAAAUCACCAAUAACUGAUUAAAGGUUGCUUGUCAUACAACCCAUCUGACGUGCCAACUUGACAGUCAACUUACCAGACAAGCCCCACGAGUACACUGAAUCGGAACAUUCACAGAAUGGGAAAAAUGUGAUCUUCUGGAGAUGCUCCUCCUCGAUGUAGUACUGCCAAUUUCCAUUAUACAAGUUGCUGUAUAGCUGAAGAAUUUCUCGGCUGUGGCCAUACUAGCAAGACCAGUAUGUUCAUGGAGGUUGUGUUUGCUGCAAGGAAGUAGAAGAGUCCAAUUGCCUUGUACUGUGUUGCAUGUGACCCACCCAUCUUUAAGCUUUGAAUUUUUAUUUAUUUAUUUAUUUUUGCAGCUCUACUAAUCAGUGGGACAGAAUAACAGGUCCCAUCAAAAUUUUCCAGUGGCAAUAAGAGAUUGGUAUCGCAGUCCAAUCAUCGGCAGAGGUCUGCACCAAUGAAGAGAAGGCGAAACAGUAGAGGUUGAAGAAAACAGUAACUUACCCAAUUGUACAGUUGGAUGGGUAUCAAACAAUUGUACAGACAGAAGAACUAGAUGUGUGGUGGAACCGUGGAAGGUGGCAGUUUUUUUUUUUUUGGUUACCGGUGGUGGUAAACACAGUUGCCAAUUUAGGCAUAGGAAUUUUUGAAGAGAGCAUAUUUUCAAGAAACAAGUGCUAUAUUAAAUGUGUUCUCAUACAUUUUUGGCAGUUUCUUAUUUUUAUCAUAGAGGGAGUGGGAAAAAGAAAAAUGUAAAUUGUACAUGAAAAGAAAAUGAGUUUUUUCCUCCUUGUUAAAUGAGAUAUUCUUUCAGACUCACCAUUUUCCAACACAAAAUUCACUUUCCUGUGGGCUGAGUGUGGUGCAAUAUUGAAUUUAAUUUCAAUAAUCAGUUCAAUAGAGAUGGAACAAGCCAAAUUCUAAUUACCUUAGGCGUUGUUUGGCAAAAGCCUAAAAAUGAGUUCAUCUUGUUUUUUAAAAAAGUAAUUAUGUAUUACAGAUCAAGAUCUCUAAUACAUAGUGUUAACUAAAAUGAGAUUAACUCAUUUUUAGGCAUCUACGAAACAGGGCCUUAGUAUUUCCUAUGAGGAAGUAACCUGAUUUCAGUUAAGAAUAUGGUCACUUCCAAUUCACUGAACUAAUUUGCAAUUUGGUCACUUCCAAUUCACUGAACUAAUUUUAUUGCAAUGGAAUUCAGUUGUACGUCCAAAUGCAACCUUAGCUUGUGAGUAUAAUUCCUCAGUCUUCAUAUGCAAACUGAGAACUACAAUGGACGAGUUGAUCAUGCAAAUGUGACCUUGGUGCACGCAUAGAAGCUAUAUCUUUGCUUGUCAUGGAAAGUGGUGACCAGGUAUCGUCCUCCACCCAAAGCUUUUACCACAAUUUACCAGUCUCAACCUUUAUUCUUUGACUUGUAUCUAACAUUCUCUAGCUUUGAUCAUGCUAUGUAACUGUCUUAACAUAUCAAUCUUCAAGAUAAAGCUCCCGGGUUGGGUCAGUUUCCCAAUAGCUUUUCUUCCAAGUAUUUUGGAAAUAAGUUAAAGGGAUCUCUUGGCUUUUAUGGUGGAAUUCCAUGGAGUCCCAUGUGGGUGUGUCCUUCAUUGGUAUUGAUUCCAAGCUAGGCAGUGCAGCAAAGCCAAAGAUUCCAUACCCAUUAGCUUGAUUUGAAGACCAUACAAGAUCCAAGCUAAGGUGAGGCUUCUGGUUUUUGUCAAGUUCCAGAUCACAUCAUCUCUCUAUCCCAAUGGGCAUUUAUAAAAAUCAGACCAACCCUUGAUGACCAUGGAUCAAAAUAUUGUCUGAUAUGACUCGAUUUCACCUAAGUUGUACUGAUUUCAUUAGAGAACAGGACGUGUCACCAGACCAAAAUGGGGACUGAAACAGAAUGAAAUGGGGCAAGUCUUAAAGUUAUGGUCUCUAGGCGAGUUGCACUCCGGAAGCGCUAUUUGAAAGCAUGUUGAUGAGGCCCACAUGGCUCAUGAAUGCAUCAACUGAAGAUCCAAACAUGGAAGCGUUGAUUUAUGGUUUGAGUUAGAGCAAUUAAAGUUUUAAAUUUCUCACAUGCAGUUGCAGGGUGUAUGAUCCUUUUCUGUGAUGGAACUUUGAAUCUCAUAUAUAUUCUUAAGAUGCUUGGUGGCAGUUUUGGGCAGAAGGUAAACCUUUCUGAAAGGCAAGCUUUUUUCGGUGAGGCUUGAAGUUAGUCUGGGUGUAUUAGUUGGCCAGAAUUUUGUGGUGCAAAGGAGGGCCACUUCCCUCGACAUGCCUUAUAAUCCAUUGCUGGAAGGAAUCAAGAGGUGAUUAUCAGCAUCAAAGGGGAUAUAUCUAUCAUUUGGGUCGUAUUCCACUUGUCAAGAUGGUGCUUUCGCCUAUGUAGAUAUGUUUUAUGUCUUUGUUCCAAUUUCCCCUGAUCAUCAGUCAUUCAAUUCAUGCACCUAUAAAAUAUGAAAAUACCAAAACUAUUGGUUGGAGUAGAAUGUAAAAUAAUACUUAGUGCUGACAGGUCUGGACCAAUCAUUAGUUUGGGUCUAUUGGGUAACUUGUUUUGAAAAUCAAGCUAGACAGGUCAUCAAGUGGGUAGAACAUGCAAGAGAAAAAUGGAGGGUGUGAUGGCUGCCCUAAAACCUAGGGCACCAGCCCAGGCUAAGCAGUUGUCAGUGCAGAUCUUGCCAGUAGUAGCAAAUAUUUAGUAAAAAAGAAGUAAAAAUUAUUCAAAGUGAAAAGAAAAGAAAGGAAAGAAAAGUGGAUUUGUAUGUGCUUGCAUGACCUGCAAGUUUGAGCAUGAAUCCAUGCACAAAUUAAUGUGGUAGUUCUCAUGUCUUAUAUUUAUAUGGUUGUUUAGCCCAAUCUAAACCA